ACCCAUGCGGGUCAUUUUCACCCCUUUCACAACGACACACAGAGGUCCCCAAAAAUUGUGUCCGCCAUGAGAAGAGCUUCUUCCUCCGCACUCACCCUCCUUCGCCGCCGCCCGCUCCCAUCUCUCAUCUCCUCCUCCGCAUCCGCCGCCGCGGCCUCCCAAUUUCAGACCCAUCUCAAACACUUUACUCAAACCCCGCCCUUUCUAUCCCGCGAUGCCAACAAGCCCAGGAUGUUCAGCACUCAAACCCCGCCCCCCUACUCGGAAGACGUGUUGAAGGCCGGCAUGGAUGACCUGCAGAUGGGUAUGAAACUCCACAGAGAAGGUAAACCCGAAAAGGCCCUACCUUUUGCCACUAGGGCUUUGCAAUCCUUCUAUAUAGACAAAGACAGUAUUUCAAUGCCCCUUGCCGUAGCCCUUCAUUUGAUGGGUUCUGUAUCUAGUGCUCUAGAAUUGUUUGAUGAGAGCAUAGGGUACCUCAAUUGGGCCAAAUUGGUACUAGGCCAGUUAGAGAUUAGCGGGUCUGUCCAACAUUCUGGGGUUGAACAUGCUGUGGAGCUUGACCUCGUUGAACUUGGAAACGAUUAUAGGAAUCUUGCCAGUGAACACUUCUCUGCUUUGAAAGUCCGCGAGGCAUUGCCGCUUUGUAUGAAGGCACUAGAGAUACACAGGGCACUGUUGGGGGAUGACUCCGUUGAGGUUGCAAAGGAUAGAGAAGUUCUUGGGCUUAUAUACGGCGGGUUAAAAGAUCUUGAUAAAGCUUUAGAGCAGUAUCAACUGUCACUAAAGGUUUUGAAGAAUUUGGGUCAUGGUGAAGAGUUGCUCGAAAUAGAAAUUGAAGCUGCUAAAACUCAGGUUCAAUUGGGAAGGUACGACGAGGCCAUCGAUGCCCUCAAGGGUGUUCUUCCAUUGACUGAUAAGGAUAACAGAGAUAGAGCCAUGAUCUACGUUGCCAUUUCAAAUGCGUUGUCUGGCCAGAAGAAGCUAGAAGAAGCGAAAAAGUGUCUUGAUACUGCUUGCGAGGUUCUCGGCAAGGACGAAAGUAGCUUUCCGUAUGGGGUUGCGACAGCUUGUAUGGAAAUCGGGAUGCUGUAUCAGGCAAUGAAUGCGCUUGAAGAUGCGCUAUCUGUGUUCAACAAAACUUUGCGAAUGUUUGAGAAGAUGCCCGAUGCACUGAAUUAUGCUGGCAGUGUUUCUUGUAUUAUUGAGGAGAUCCUUCUGGCAACCGGGAAAGCAGAGCAGGCAGUUCCUUAUUUGGAGGAUGCAGUCAAAUGGCUUAAAGAGAGCUAUGGGUCGAAUCAUUUCACUGUGGGUUGUGCUUACAAAACUUUAGGCACUGCUUACUUGGAAUUAGAUAGGCCUCAAUCUGCUGCAAAGGUUUCUGCAGAUGCUAAGGAUAUAUUUGAUGCCUCUCUUGGCCCUCACCAUGCUCAUUCAAUAAAGGCUAAUCAAAACCUUUCAAAAGCACAUGCUGCUAUGGAAAGCUAUGAACUUGCAAUUGACUUCCAGAAGAAAGUUGUAGAAGCUUUGGAAGGGAAGGGUUCAAAUGAAGAAAACAAACUUCAAAAAGCUCGCCAGAUUCUCGAGCAGCUGAAGAAGAAAAGAGCGCGUUUGAAUCCUGAUGAAGAAGGCCAAUCACUGUAGAGGCAAACACAAGUUUUUGAAUGUGGAGGAGGCUAUUCACAUUAGAGGCAUUCCUUCUUCUUCUAACUUUAUUUAUGAGCACAAGUCUUGAAAAUAUGAUAGAGAGUAGAAACACAAGUCUUGAAAAUAUGAUAGAGAGUAGUAGAAGUGCAUUAUUUCAUCUCUCCUCAAACAAACUUUCCACUUCUAAUCUAAUUAAGAAAAAAACAUUGUGAGG
Cuscuta campestris is the source of this 1861-nucleotide messenger RNA. The record is from the annotation of a GenBank genome assembly. Lineage: Eukaryota; Viridiplantae; Streptophyta; Magnoliopsida; Solanales; Convolvulaceae.